Desarmillaria tabescens is the source of this 228-nucleotide messenger RNA. RefSeq lists its product as uncharacterized. The coding region runs from base 1 to 228 and encodes 75 amino acids. The record is from RefSeq and is a predicted model, not a curated record. Lineage: Eukaryota; Fungi; Basidiomycota; Agaricomycetes; Agaricales; Physalacriaceae. The transcript has 2 exons.
AUGACCUCCGUUACAGACGAGCAGAAGGCUGCAAUCAGAGCCAAGCUGGAAGCUCGGGAAGAGCACAUUCGUGAAUCAUGGGUCAAAGCGAUGGAAGCUCGCUUGGUGCGAGAUGAGCUCGAAAAGUGUCACAGAUCAGAGGGCGUCAACCAUUACGAGAACUGUAAAUGGCUCGCAGACAAGUACCUGGUUAUGCUGAAGGAGAACAAGGUGUUUUUAAUCCUUUAG